AAAAAUAGUAAGUAUCGGGUUUAAAUAGGACGAAAAAAUUAAUUGGAAUAUAAUUUGGUUUAGUAAUUUUGUAAAAUGGCAUUACUUCAACCUCCAAGAUCUUCUUACACUAAAGCUAGUAAAAAAGUAUGGUUCUCUUAUGUGGAAGGUUCCAAUAAAUUCCAACAUGAUUUGUUAGGCAUUACAAACUCAUAUAUAGCUGGGAACUUACACCUUCAAUUUCCUGAGGAAGAACCCUUGAAUGCCAAACAAAUUGAAGUUUCCAUCACGGGUACAGAGUAUGUUCAUUGGACUGAACAAGUAAUCAGAACUUGUCAAGUAUAUAAUGCUAGUACCAAUUCAUUUUAUACUCAUACCUAUGUAGAAACAAUUCAUUAUAUUCAUGAAAAGCAAAUUCUGAAUAGAUCAUUAAUAUUAUGGCAAAGUAGUAAUUUGAAAAAUAAUGUAAGAUCGAAAAAAGAAUUAUAUGAAAAAAUUACAAAUAUGCAUAUUCCAUUUCAAAUUUCAUUACCUAAUGAUUUACCACCAUCAAUGAGUUUGGAUACUGGAAAUAUUUAUUAUAAUGUGAACGCAAAAAUUAAAAGGAAAAUGAAUUUUUGGAAAUGUCAAGGUUCAAAGAAGAAGAUUAAAUGUAUUUGUAAUAUUACACGUUAUAGUCCAAUGCCAAUGACAGACCCUUUUCGAUGGGUUGAAUGGGAUGAUCAGAAAGCUUGGAAACGUGGUUUAGGUUAUGAUGUUUCAAUGAAUUAUAAUACCUUUGGACCUGGAAAUCCUAUUUAUUGUAAAAUUGGCUCUUAAAUUUUUUAAAUAUGAUUUAAAAAUAAAAGAAAUAUUUGUUGGUUUAAAAGAGUAUCAUAUAUUUAGAGCUUCUGGAAAUGUAAAAUCUAUCAAAAAAUAUGCAGAAGAAAGAAGUGUAUCUGGUGAUCAAUUUCCAAAUAUUUUGAAUACACAUAAUGAAUGGUCACAUAAUUUUAGAAUUGAAGUAUUGAAUGAUAAGGUUAAUUGGACUACUGAU
This is a messenger RNA of Rhizophagus irregularis DAOM 181602=DAOM 197198, 1015 nucleotides long. The record is from RefSeq and is a predicted model, not a curated record. NCBI's taxonomy places the organism in Eukaryota, Fungi, Glomeromycota, Glomeromycetes, Glomerales, Glomeraceae.